Messenger RNA from Camellia sinensis, 2500 nucleotides. RefSeq names its product ATP binding microtubule motor family protein. The record is from RefSeq and is a predicted model, not a curated record. Gene Ontology annotation, cellular component: microtubule associated complex. Gene Ontology annotation, molecular function: microtubule motor activity; ATP binding; microtubule binding. Gene Ontology annotation, biological process: spindle elongation; mitotic spindle organization; microtubule-based movement. Lineage: Eukaryota; Viridiplantae; Streptophyta; Magnoliopsida; Ericales; Theaceae.
AAACGAACUCCCAACGGUCAAAUCAUUCGAAACUCUACUGUCUUUAACCAACCAACCAACGCUCUCUCUCCUCUUUCAUCCUUCUUUUUCUGCAAUUCCAACACCUCUCUCUCUCUCUCUCUCUCUCUCUCUGCAUUCUCUGUUUGUGGGGAGACUCAAAAUGACUUCUUUAGACAAACCCAAAACAUCCACAAUGUCCACUCCAGCAAAACCCUCUCAAUCAAAUUCCAAUUCCAUCUCAAAAGUUAGGGUUGUUGUCAGGAUUCGCCCCUUUCUCCCCCAUGAAAUCGCUGCCAGAAAUGGAAACUCCACCCCUUGCGUCUCUGUUCUUGACUCAGAACUCGAAUCUGACCACGAAGUCACUGUUCAUCUCAAAGAUCAAGAAACCAGUCGGAACGAGUGCUACAAGUUGGAUUCAUUUUUUGGCCAAGACGACAACAAUGUGAGUAAGAUUUUCUACAGAGAAGUCAGCCAUUUGAUUCCCGGGAUGUUUCGCGGCUGCAAUGCUACUGUCUUCGCCUACGGGGCUACUGGAAGUGGAAAAACCUACACCAUGCAGGGUACUGAUGAGAUCCCAGGUUUAAUACCACUGGCCAUGUCAACAAUUCUGUCCUUGUGCCAAAGCACAAGAAGUACCGCUGAGAUUUCCUACUAUGAAGUCUAUAUGGACAGGUGUUAUGAUCUGAUGGAAGUCAAAGCACAGGAAAUUGCAGUGUUGGAAGACAAAGAUGGGCAAAUUCAUCUCAAGGGACUAUCUCGGGUUCCAGUUAAUUCCAUGUCCGAAUUCCGCGAGGUCUUUUCAUGUGGAAAGCAGAGGAGAAAGGUUGCGCACACGUGUCUUAACGAUGUCUCUAGUAGAAGCCAUGGGGUACUUUCAAUUACUGUUUCAACUCCUUCUGAUGAUGGUUCUGGGGUUGAUGUUGCAGGGAAGCUGAACCUCAUAGAUUUAGCAGGUAAUGAAGACAAUCGAAGGACUUGUAAUGAAGGGAUUCGUCUACAAGAAAGUGCAAAAAUUAAUCAGUCCUUAUUUGCAUUGUCAAAUGUGAUUUAUGCUCUUAAUAACAACAAAACCCGAGUGCCUUAUCGUGAAAGCAAACUAACCCGGAUAUUGCAAGAUUCUCUUGGCGGAACUAGUCGUGCUUUGAUGGUUGCUUGCUUGAAUCCAGGAGAGUAUCAAGAAUCGGUGCAUACGGUCAGUUUGGCAGCUCGGUCCCGCCACAUCUCUAAUUUUGUUUCUUCAGCUCAAAAAAAUGACACUCCCAAGCUUAAAGUUGAUAUGGAGGCAAAGCUUUGUGCUUGGCUUGAAUCAAAAGGCAAGACAAAAAGUGCCCAAAAAAUGGGGGCAUUUGGUUCUCCAUUUGUAAUCAAAACUCCAAGCUCGAUGCACUCAGCAAAGAAGCCCAGCGCAUACAACAACAGCUCUGCAAAACAGAAGCCUAACACCAAUCAUUGUGCUUCUAAUGUGAAAGAAAGGGGUUCGGCUGUGCCACGCAAAAAAUUAUUCGGUAAUGGAGAUCCGGUUUAUCCAAACGUGAAGGAGGCUAUGUAUCUUCGCAAAGUAGAAGAGCAUGCUGUUAUUUCAGAAGAUGGAAGCUCAAUAAACGUUUCAGUAGCUCAGUCCAAUGUUGCUUUUCAGCUGCAUACAUCCACUGGUUUAGAGGUUCAUACUGAGGACAAUGCAGAGACUCCACAGAGUCUAGAAGUUACUACUGAGGAAAAUACAGGAGAGGAGACUAAGGUCUCUGCUGAGAAGACCUUGUUUGAAUCAACAUGUACACCUGUUAUAUUGUUGGACAAAGCGGAGAAGAUGAUAACUAUCAAUGCUGCCGACUUUGAUGGAUCCUCACCAAUUUGUGAGAAAAUUAAAGCACUUCAGAGUUCUCUGAGAAAAGUUCUUUCUCCCAUCAAAUCCAAGAUAAACAUUGAGAAUAUGUCCUCCAGAGAUCAAGUAUGUGCAGUUCUUCUUGAUCCCAAGACUCCCAAAACACCUUUCCUUCUUAGCUGUGCGAGUGAAAAAUCACAAAAGAUUGGCACUCCACUCGAUAAAUUUAAUGCACUCGGCUCUAAUUUAAAGUGCUCUCUCAUCCAAGAAUAUAUUGAUUUUCUGAAUUCAGCAAGCAGGGAGGAACUUAUGGAAUUGAAGGGAAUUGGAGAGAGGAUGGCCGAGUACAUACUUGAGCUCAGAGAAACGAGUCCACUGAAAUCGUUAAGUGAUUUGGAGAAGAUAGGCCUCUCGUCCAAGCAGGUUCAUAACAUGUUCAAUAGAACUGCAAGAGGAUUAUUUGAUUGACUACCACACUGUACAACACUCAGUUGCUCAGCACGUGAAACAUGUGGUUGAUUCAAUUUGUUGAUUAUGGUCUGUUUUAUUUUAUUUUUUAUUAUUAUUAUUUUUUUUAUCUCUGUAAUAUUGUUUUAACAUUAUGAUUAUGGUAGAGAACUCAUUUGGUGUCAAACAGCAUUGAAAUUUGUCAAUUUUAUUUAUGAUUAUUUAGUAUUA